Messenger RNA from Daldinia childiae, 870 nucleotides. Its product is annotated as putative oxidoreductase C2F3.05c. The record is from RefSeq and is a predicted model, not a curated record. Gene Ontology annotation, molecular function: oxidoreductase activity. NCBI's taxonomy places the organism in Eukaryota, Fungi, Ascomycota, Sordariomycetes, Xylariales, Hypoxylaceae. Bases 1 to 870 code for a protein of 289 amino acids. The transcript is spliced from 5 exons.
AUGUCGCCAAGCAACUUCUCACUAGCCAGUAAAGUCAAGCUGCCGAACGGCAAGCUCAUGCCCCAGAUUCAGCUAGGCUUGUACUUGAUGAGCCGUCAGGAAGUCAAGGUAGCCGUGCGGUGGGCGUUGGUUGCAGGCUACCGGGGCUUUGACAGUGCUCAGAUGUACCGCAAUGAAAGGGAAGCCGGGCAAGCUAUACGGGAAUAUCUUUCCGGCUCUAACGGUAGUACGGGCGACCUUACGCGUCUGGACAUAUUUUACACCUCGAAAUUGGCUAGCAAUAGCACAUCUUACCAAUCCGUGCGCCGGUCUAUACGGCAGUCUGUUGAAGCCUGCGGGCUCGGCUAUAUCGACCUGUUUCUCCUUCAUAGCCCGUAUGGCGGCCGUGAGGCUCGACUGACGAGUUGGAAAGCUCUUGAGGAUGCGAUUGAUGAAGGGGAGGUUAAGUCGGGUGGGGUCAGCAACUACGGAGUCAGCCAUAUAGAAGAGCUCAUGGCGUCAAAGCCAAGGAUUACUCCAACAGUCAACCAAAUCGAAGUCCAUCCUUUCAACACACAGACUGAGAUCAGGGCCGCAUGCACCAAGUACGGAAUCGUCGUCGAAGCCUACGCUCCGUUAGCUCGAGCGAUGCGUAUGAAGCAUUCGACCAUCGUGGAACUAGCAAAUAAAUAUUCUUGUACGCCUGCGCAGCUACUGGUUCGGUGGUCGCUUCAGCACGGGCUCGUUCCUUUGCCAAAGAGCGCAAAACGCGAGCGUCUACUUGAAAACGUCCAGGUAGGUGGUUUUGAGAUUUCCGCGGAGGAUAUGGAAACAAUGGACGGACUUAAUGAGAAACUUGUUACGGAUUGGGAUCCCACCGAUGCUCCUUGA